This is a messenger RNA of Rodentolepis nana, 471 nucleotides long. The record is from the annotation of a GenBank genome assembly. NCBI's taxonomy places the organism in Eukaryota, Metazoa, Platyhelminthes, Cestoda, Cyclophyllidea, Hymenolepididae.
AUGACUGCCGAGAUAGAAUGUGCUAUAUGUCUAGAAGUUUCUGUGGAUCCCCACACGCCACCAAAUUGUAAUCACUAUUAUUGCAAAGCCUGUUUCGAGAAACUUCAGCCAAAUAAUGGUUCACUUUUAUGUCCACAAUGUCGACAGCCAUUUAAACUCGCGGAUAUCAAGCCUUAUAACGUUCCUCAGCUUCCAAUGAAAUAUUGCUUGGAUAUAACUUGCAAACCAGGCAAUGGAUGCACAAAGAUCCAUAUCAGUGAUUUAUGUCCAAGGUCGGAGAAGCUUUCCAAAUACUCAAUAACUCCACCUACAGCCGAGAAAGUCAAAGCACUGCGAGAGGAGGAAGAUGAGGUCUUCAAAAUCCCUCCCAAGGCGAGUUACUGCUUUGACAUAACGUGCCCUGGCGGUGCAAAUGCAAAAUGUGGAAAAAAACACGAAUCCGAUCUUCUUAUUGGGCCUCUGGUUUCAUAA